Messenger RNA from Corylus avellana, 1707 nucleotides. RefSeq names its product putative pectinesterase/pectinesterase inhibitor 46. Lineage: Eukaryota; Viridiplantae; Streptophyta; Magnoliopsida; Fagales; Betulaceae. The record is from RefSeq and is a predicted model, not a curated record. Gene Ontology annotation, molecular function: enzyme inhibitor activity; pectinesterase activity. Gene Ontology annotation, biological process: cell wall modification.
AUGAUGAUGAACUUGUCCUCCUCCUUCAGAGCCUAUGGCAAAGUUGAUGCAGCCGAGCAAGCAAAGCUUGAACAAGCUCGUCGGAAAACCCGAAAGCGCGUCGCCAUCAUAACCAUAUCCUCCAUAAUUCUCGUCUGCAUUGUAGUCGCCGCCGUGCUCGGAACUUCUCAUGAUUCGCAAAGUGGUGGCGCUUCCGAUCAGCCUCUCUCCUCUUCUAUAAAGGCCAUUUGCGAUAUCACCUUGUACCCAGAUACUUGUUUCACAAGUCUUGCUCCUCUAGCUCACUCAAGCCAUUUUCAGCCUGUAGAUGCCUUCAAGUUGGCAACCCAAGUGGCCUUGGCUGAGUUGCAUAAAGUUGCUGAUAAGUACUUCUUGGGUCACAACAUUUUCAACGGUAAUUCCGACAACAUGACUGUUGCGGCUUUGGAAAAUUGCCGCCAACUUUUGAGCCUCGCGUUGGAUCAUCUUAAUGGCACAUUGUUCUCCAGUUCUCUCUCGUUGAUUGAAGUUGCUGAUGAUCUCCAAACUUGGCUGAGUUCUGCAGGCACUUACCAGGAGACGUGCAAAGAGGGCUUUGAGAAUGCAACAAUACAGAGCAGUAUUGCCAAUUGGCUGAAGAAUUCUACUGAACUAACAAGCAACAGCCUUGCCAUCAUAUCAUGGAUUUCAAAGAUAGAAAGCGCUUUGAAUCUUAGGCGGCGACGGCUAAUGAGUUUCCCAGAGUGGCUGAAUUCGAACGAUAGGAAGCUACUUCAAAGUUCAGAUUUGACGAAGCAGGCGAACAUCGUUGUCGCCCAAGACGGCACCGGCCAUUGUGGAAACAUCAGUGAUGCUAUUAAAGCAGCCCCGAAUAAAACCGACACCAGGUUCGUGAUCUAUGUGAAGAAAGGGAUUUACUAUGAAAAUGUACAAGUGAAUAAGAACAAGUGGAACAUUGUGAUGGUUGGUGAUGGAAUGAAUGAUACAAUUGUAUCGGGUGCAUUUAACUUUGUGGAUGGGAAUCCAACAUAUUCAACUGCAACAUUUGCAGUAGCUGGCAAAGGCUUCAUUGCUAUAGACAUGGGGUUCUGCAACACUGCAGGAGCAAUCAAGCACCAGGCAGUAGCCUUAAUGACAGACUCGGACAAAUCCGUCUUCUACAGGUGUUUGAUCGAUGCAUUUCAGGAUUCCCUCUACGCACACACCAACCGGCAGUUCUACCGCGAAUGCAACAUCACCGGAACGGUUGAUUUCAUCUUCGGAAACUCGGUGGUGCUGCUGCAAAACUGCAACAUACUGCCUAGAUUGCCGUUACCUGGGCAGCAGAACACCAUCACAGCACAAGGCAAGGUUGACCCAAAUCAGAACACUGGUAUCUCGAUCCAGAAUUGCAGCAUCUCACCAAAUGGGGACUUGAGUUCAGUCCAAACAUACCUUGGCCGGCCAUGGAAGAAUUACUCCACAACUGUAUAUAUAGGUAACUAUUUGGAUAACUUCAUCGAACCCAAUGGAUGGUUGCCAUGGGUAGGCGCAUCAGCUCCGAGCACCAUAUUUUACAGCGAGUUUCAAAACUAUGGCCCUGGUUCUCAGCUGAAUGAUAGGGUUAAAUGGGAGGGAGUAAAGAAUAACAUGACCACGAAACAAGCCAAGAAAUUCACAGUGGGUGCAUUCAUCAAAGGGAAAAAGUGGAUUUCAGAUGCAGGGGUUCCCUAUCAAUCUGACCUGUGA